This is a messenger RNA of Grus americana (Whooping crane), 4010 nucleotides long. RefSeq names its product niban apoptosis regulator 2 (gene NIBAN2). The transcript has 14 exons. The record is from RefSeq and is a predicted model, not a curated record. Lineage: Eukaryota; Metazoa; Chordata; Aves; Gruiformes; Gruidae. Bases 211 to 2781 code for a protein of 856 amino acids.
GGGAAAACACCCGCCGGCACGUAGCCGGAUGCUAAUCCCUUGCCCGCUGGGCUGGAUGUGGCCCCGAGCUGCGGGAGCAGGGCUGAUGCAGGGGGCUGAGUCCGGCUUCGCGGUUGGGACUGGGGAGCAGGAGCAGCGGGUGAAGGGUGUCCGAAUUGAGAGUGCUGUCGGGGUUUUUCGGUUGUUCCUAUGCUGAGGAGCCGCUGCUGAAUGUGCUGCUUCUUUUUCGGCCCCGUGGAUUUCGUGGUCUGCUUUAGAUCCUCCUGCGGCCGUGCCGGGCACGGCUCUGCUGCGGCAGAGAAGACGGGGAAGGUGCUGGGGGAGUUUUGCCGGUGCUACAAGGAGCAGUAUGGCGUAGCGCUCUUCAACAGCGUCCGCUAUGAGAUCGAGGGCAAUGGAGGGCCGCAGGCCCAGCUGCUCCACCGCAAGGUCCCGCUGGAGGACCACGUCAUCUACUCGGGCAACCUCUUCCAGUACAUCGAGGAGAACAAGAAGUGGAGGAACCGCUUCUGCGUGGUCCCGCACAACUAUGGCUUGGUCCUCUACGAGAACAAACUGGCCUAUGAGCGAGACCUGUCACCACGCGUGCUGGUCAACAGUGCAGGCUACAAGAUCCUCACCUCCGUGGACCAGUACCUGGAGCUGGUGAACAGCAGCCUGCCUGGCGUGACGCCCAAAUCGGGGCACUCCCCCAUCCUGAAGUGCCCCACGGAUUUCCCCCUCAUCCUCUGGCACCCCUACGCCCGGCAUUAUUACUUCUGCGUGAUGACGGGCAAGGAGCAGGAGAAGUGGCGGGCAGUUUUCCAGGACUGCGUCCGGCACUGCAACAACGGGAUCUCUGAGGACUCCAAAGUGGAGGCUCCAGCCUUCACAGACGCUGUCCGCAUGUACCGCCAGUCGAAGGAGCAGUACGGCACCUGGGACAUGCUGUGCGGCAACGAAAUCCAGGUCCUGAGCAACCUGGUGAUGGAGGAGCUGCUCCCCGAGCUGAGGACCACCAUCGGCCCCCGGCUGAAGGGCAAGGCUCAGGAGCGCCAGCGGACUUGGAUCCAGAUCUCGGAUGCCGUCUAUAGGAUGGUCUAUGAGCAGACCAAGGCCCAGUACGAUGCAGUGAUGGCCAAGUGCGAACAGGAGCGGCCCCAGAUGGAAAGCACCAUCCGCACAGACAUGGACCAGAUCAUCACUUCAAAGGAGCACUUGGCCAGCAAAAUCCGAGCCUUUGUCCUCCCCAAAGCGGAGGUCUGCGUCCGUAACCACGUCCAGCCCUACAUCUCCUCCAUCCUGGAGGCCCUGAUGACCCCCACGAGCCAGGGCUUUGCCGAGGUGCGGGAGGUGUUCUUCAAGGAGGUGACGGACAUGAACAUGAACAUCGUCAAUGAAGGUGGCCUGGAGAAGCUGGUGGAGUACAUGGAGAAGCUUUCCCACCUGGCCUUCCACCCAGUGAAGAUGCAGUCAUGCUACGAGAAGAUGGACCAGCUGAAACUGGAGGGUCUUCAGCAGCGGUUUGAUGUCUCCAGCACGUCUGUCUUCAAGCAGCGGGCCCAGAUCCACAUGAGACAGCAAAUGGACGACGCCGUGUACACAUUUGAGACGCUGCUCCAUCAGGAGCUGGGGAAGCUGCAGGGCAAAGACGACUUGUGCAAGUCCAUCCAGCGCAUCCUCGAGAGGGUGCUCAAGAAAUACGACUACGACAGCAGCACCGUGCGGAAGAAGUUCUUCAGGGAGGCCCUGCUGCAGAUCACCAUCCCCUUCCUGCUGAAAAAGCUGGCACCGACCUGCAAGGGGGAGUUAGCCAAAUUUCAGGAGCUGAUCUUUGAGGACUUCUCCAGCUUCAUCCUAGUGGAGAACACCUACGAGGAGGUCGUGCUACAGUCAGUGAUGAAAGACAUCAUGCAAGCCGUGAAGGAAGCAGCCGUGCAGCGGAAGCACAACCUGUACCGCGACAGCAUGGUCAUGCACAACAGCGAUCCCAACCUGCACCUCCUGGGCGAGGGCAUGCCCAUCGACUGGGGCGAGGAGUACAGCGGGCAGCCUGAGGCCGAGCUGGCCGCCGACAAGCGCCGCAGGGCCAAGCAAGUGGUGUCGGUGAUCCAAGACGACGAGGGGGUGCUGCCCUACGAGGUGGGCGCUGAGGCGCUGCUGCAGCCCGGCUCCCCGGAGCCACGGGAGCCGGAGGAGCCGGACCGUGGGGCAGCGCCCAGCUCCCCAGCUGGGGUGGAGGAGAUCCGGGAGGCGCUGGCGAAGGAGAGCCUCGGGGACGGCGUCAAGGCGGAGGAGCGGCUGACAAACGGUACCGACGCCACACGGGAGAGCGGUGCCACCGAGGAGGGGGUGGUGGCGGCAGGGUCUGUCCCCGGUGGUGUCCCCCCGCAAGGUCCAACCAGCGAGGGGGCCGGGGUGCGCUGCACCACAGCGGUAUCGCCUGCGCCUGGAGCUGAAGUCCCAUCAGAGGCUGGUGUGCAACGCGCUGCACCGGCAUCACCCGUGCCAGCAUCACCCGUGCCCAGAGCCGAUGUCCCAUCAGGGGCCAGCGUGCAACACGCUGUGCCAGCGUCACCCAAACCCGGAGCCGAUGUCCCAUCAGAGCCUGAGGUGCCCCACGCUGCACCAGCAUCACCCGCACCCGGAGCCGAGACUCCAUCACCAUCCGCCGGGACAGCUUGCCACCAGCCGAGUGACAAGGAGACGGGCGAGGAAGUGGCCCCCCCGAGCGGCGAGUGCAGCCCCCCGCAGCCCACGGGCACGACAGAAAGCAGCGAGGGGGUGCAGACUGAAUUCUAGCCCCGGGCCCCCCCUCCACUGCGGACUGGCCCCAGUGAUGCCGGGGGUUGGGGUAGGGGGAAUAGGACCUGCUGCGCUGCCGGGGAUGGAGAGCGGCGCUGCGGGAGAGGGAGGGGAUGGGAAACACCAAGACCUUAUUGCCUAGCUGGGGGAUCCCCGCUGCUGCGCGGGGCUGGCCACAACCAAGUGGUCCUACUGGGUCAGACUGGGGGAGGCCGCCGGCCUGGCACAGGGCACCCCCGGCACUCUGCUCUGUCCUUCUUCUGCCUUAUUUUCUUCUUUUCUACUGAAGAGAUGCUUUAGCUGCCCCCAGCAUGAGUGCCCGGGCUGGCUCGGGGGGGGCUGGCACUAGCCCUGCUGUGGGUGGGUGUGCGGGAUGCUCCCGGCUGCCCCGGGGCUCAUCCCCUGCCCCGGCCCGGGGGGGUUCCUGGGAGCCUGCCCACCGCCACCCCACCCAGCUGGCUCCAGGAGUGCCGGGGGGAGCGGGGACCCCGGGGGGCGAUGGAAAACGGGACGGCGGCCAGCGGCACGGCAGGGAUACAGCGGCACUUGACCCGCUGCCGAUGGGGCGAGCGCUGGGGCAGGUGUGGGCGCACAGCACCCACGGCCACCCCUCACCCUGGGGUCUUCUAGCAGCUGUUCAAGUUCAAAGUCAGAACUUAGAGGGGAAGGUGGCACUCACACGACGUCUCCAGCUUUGCCAGGCAGGGCUGGGCCGCCUCCGGGCUCAGGCUCCCCCGUGGCGCAGGGAUCCCGGCUUUUGCCCUCCGGAGCUCCCCGGCACCGUGCGCGGACGGUUUCUCCGUCUCUUGGGCUUUGCAAGUUUUGGCACCUGUGGUGACGGUCAAGCAAAGAGCUGGCACCCCCAGCAGCCCUGCCUGCCCUGGGGAGGGGGACGGCACUGGCGCAGCCCCCACUGAGAGAUGCUAAAAGCCCCUGAGCUGGUGGGGGCUAGCAGGACUCGUGAGCACGAGACGCGUGUGUGUGUGCGUGUGUGCGUGUGUACACAGAGCAGGGACCAGCACCCCCACACUCACCCGUAUUUUAGGUGCCGCUGUUUCUGCCUCUGAAGGGGGGUGCCCAGCCUAACCCACUCGGGGAGGCCCCCCAAAGUGCCUUGCUUUGGGAACUUAAAACCUGUCUCUUCCAGAAUAUUUUAUUAAGAAAGUUAUACAAAUGUUUAAAAAUAUGCUUAUAAUAAUUAAUAAAAUGGAAAAGCUUUAUUUAAA